AUGUACUACCGCCAGCGAAAGAAAGGCCAUGUCCAAGAAGAGACAAGAGUUUUACUACGAGUACUGACUCGGGAAGUGAAAAGAGAAAUCGGAAGAUAUAAAACGGAAAAAUGGCAAAGUUUUCUAUCGACUGUACAAGAUUCUCAUGACAGACCAGAGAAAGCCUUUUGGAACUACCUAUCUAGAGUAUACAAGCCAAAAACUCUUCCUUUUUCCAAACUGGCGGUAAAUGGAAAAUCAUUAUCAGAUGAACAAGAAAUUACAGAUGAACUCUACAAGUACUAUGAAGAACAAUUUCAACCUCCAUCGUUAGAUAAAAAUGAUCCGCACGAUGCUGAAAUUGAAAAGGAAUACAUCGAGAUGAAGAAAGUCUUGGAAACAUCAAAUGAGCCUGUAAGAGCGACAAGUAUCUUCGAGAUUACAAAAUAUAUUAAGAAAUUGAAAGAGAAGAAAUCGGCUGGGUAUGAUUCAGUGUCCAACUACAUGCUCAAACUUUUACCACCUGGAUACGCUGGCUGUCUUACAAAAUGUUUUAACAAGUGGUUAACCGAGUGUAGCUAUCCAGAACCUUGGAAGAUAGCAAAGAUAAUCACAUUAAGUAAAUUAAAGGCAGGAGUACCUCGAUGUGAUCAAACUCGUCCUAUCUCAUUACUGGCCACACAUUCUAAGUUGUUUGAAAAAGUAUUACUAAAAAGAGUUCGACAUUGGGCAGAGAAUCAACAACUGGUACCGAUUGAGCAAUCUGGAUUUCGUCCAGGAUGCUUACUGCCAACUCGAGUACUAUCUAUUUAUCAAGAAGUGAAAAAUAAUUUGGCUGGUAAUAUCCCAACACUUGCUAUCUAUUAUGAUUAUCAGAAAGCAUAUGACAAAGUGUGGCAUAUUGGACUCGUAGUAAAACUAUAUCGACUUGAAAUGCCACAUGGACUUCUUAAAAUGAUCGUGUCAUGGCUGUCUGGAAGAAAAGCAUAUGUUAAUUUCGGUAAAACAUCGUCUGGUGUGUUUCUUAUCUACAUUGGACUACCUCAAUGA
This is a messenger RNA of Didymodactylos carnosus, 1029 nucleotides long. The record is from the annotation of a GenBank genome assembly. NCBI's taxonomy places the organism in Eukaryota, Metazoa, Rotifera, Eurotatoria, Philodinida, Philodinidae.